This is a messenger RNA of Nezara viridula (southern green stink bug), 2239 nucleotides long. The record is from the annotation of a GenBank genome assembly. NCBI's taxonomy places the organism in Eukaryota, Metazoa, Arthropoda, Insecta, Hemiptera, Pentatomidae.
GUCCUGAAAGCUGUUCAACAUCCAGCCACUCCUAUUGUAAUGCUCAAAACGGAUACAGAUAUCCCACUAAACAUUUUACCUCACCAUAACGGAGCCCUCUCCUGGUGGUGGGAUUCCAAGGACCCAAACAGGGAUUAAACUGUCUCGAGUUUGGUUUGCGAAUUUUCAUCUUUUUUAAAGCUUACCUUGGUCUCCCUAUACAGUGAUUGGCGAGUAUUCAACUCCUCAAGAAGUUUUAGGCAGCAGAAUCUUGUUCGAGACCCGAAAGGGAGAGUUUUCGUCUUAAUAAGGUUUCAAGGUGUAAAAGGUGAUGUUGAAAGUGGUGGGCGCCUCCUGGGAGCAGACGAGGUUGACUUCUAUACUCCUCUUCAUAGUUGUCGUCAUAGCCCUGGUCACCAUCUUGUUCUUCGAAGUCCCAAUUGAUGCUAAUGAUGGCAUAUAUUCGGCAACUGCAUUCUACAGUAAGCAGAGUGGCUUCAACAUCAAAUUUUGGGGUCAGAAUAAUCAUCCCCAUAAGGUGAAGAAAGGAAUUGUGAGGGCUUAUUAUAAACCUACAACACACCAAACUGGGUGGGCGAGUAUAGAGAUUGAAACUCAGUCAAAAUACCCAGAUUGGGCUCAGGCCUUUGGUGCGGGACUCUUGGAAGGAAGCCUCAGUUGGCAGUUGAUCUAUUCACGUUGGAUGAACAUCAUUGGUACCAAGUGCCAGAACAAUCAGGAGCAAUGCAAUGCUAUUCGGGCCAAGUUGAGGGACAUGGAAACUGCUGCUAAGGCAAAGGCGAAGAAAGCUGAUCUGACAGAUCACUAUUGGCAUCAGGUAAAUCUGUAUUAUACUCAGCUAGAUGGGCUAGAGGAAGGUUGGAAACUUGGUGUUUCCAGGAGCAGGAAAAAAAAACAACUAAACAUUCUGCAUGAAGAUUUUCUCUGGAUGAACAGUGUAGAAGAUAUCAAGAAUCUGGAGGAACUGAGAUACAAUAACAUAGAUGAAUUCAGAAAUUCAAAGCAAUACGUAUCAUUGGCGCUGUUGAAACUGCUUCCCAAUACAACUGUUCAGUUCAUGUUGGCACACGAAUCAGGAGGACCAUAUACAGAAAUGUUGAGGAUGCAAAAGAAAUAUAUAUUUGGCUAUCAUUACACUUCUUCCAACAAAAGCAAUCUAGUACCUGGCGAAACUAUUGUUUUCACAUCUUAUCCAGGUGCUAUAUAUUCUUUGGAUGACUUUUAUCAGAUCUCUGGUGGAAAUGCAUUGACGGUAUCUGGAACAGCUAUGAGGAUGUUAAAUUACAGCGUAUUGGAAAAAAUAGAUUUUAAUAAGAUAUUGAUCGGCCCAAGAGUGAUGGCCGCUUGCCGACUAUCAAGGAAAGGGCAGGACUGGGCAGAUUUGAUCGACAUCGAAGAAAGUGGAACUGGAGGCAAGCAAUGGCUAGUGGUAGACACCAAAGGACCUCUUUCCUUCUGGGUUGUCGAACAAGGUCCUGGCAUAACGGUUGGCUCUCUAGAAACAGACAUUUUAGCAAAUCAAGGAUACUGGCUAUCAACAGGAAUUCCACAUUUUGAGAAAUUGAGAUCUAUUUUGGGUUAUGAUGAUAUUUCAAAGACUAGAUUCGGUAAAGCAGUGGAUAUGUUGAAGACGGGCCUUCGGAAUGUCACAAAUCCUGGUGAACUCCUAGAACUGAUGCAUAAACCAGAACUUGUCGCUUUAGGAAGGCCUGAUAUAAUCAAGUAUAAUAAUGAAUAUCAAGAGAAAACUACUAACCCUACUAAUGGUGGUGUUAUUGAUCUCAAGAUAGCCAUUGGUAACAACGAUUAUUUGGCAACUGCUGGUCCAUUGCAUUCCGAUGAAGUUCCUCCAUUCCAGUGGUCAAACAGUAUUCUCCAAUAUCUACCUCACUACGGUCAGCCUGAUGUGUGGAAAUUUGAACCAGUACACCCGCCUUGGGUUUGGCAUUAGUUUUAGAAACAUUUAGGUUAAGGAAUUCAGAAUUUCACUGUCUUCAUCAUUAAUAUUCAUAAUAUGAAUAAUUUUAACUUUGAUAUAAAGUUUAUUUAUUUAAUACUACAUGAAACAUUUUAUUUUUAAUUAUGCUUGUUUAUAACCAAUGAUAAUUUAAAACAAUUCAGUACAUCAUCGUACAUAAUUGAAUAUAAGAAGUAAAAGGAAAUUAAGAUUUAUAAAUAACGAAUCAAUUUCAUCAAGGUAUCAUGGAAUUUAAUUGAAAUAUAUAAAUUAUUUUAUUUU